Molecule: messenger RNA, 3103 nt
Organism: Rhododendron vialii
Lineage: Eukaryota; Viridiplantae; Streptophyta; Magnoliopsida; Ericales; Ericaceae
Product: putative leucine-rich repeat receptor-like serine/threonine-protein kinase At2g24130
Exons: 7
Coding region: 1-2514 (837 amino acids)
Biological process (GO): protein phosphorylation
Molecular function (GO): protein kinase activity; protein binding; ATP binding
Source: RefSeq, a predicted model, not a curated record
AUGGUCUGGUGCGUGCUCAGGGACAGUCCUCCGCUCUCAGGUGCUCCUGCACAAUCGGACCCGGGUCUGGUGUACCCGACUCCAACAGUACAGGUAAGGCAACCAGGUUGCACUGGAGAACGACCCGACGACGUGGUGACCGAACACGCAUGGAACCGACAUCCAAUCAUUGCCCCGUUGCACUUUUCUGGUCUGGUGAAAAUUCCCCUGAUCGACCAUCAUAUUCCAGCAUUUGGAGCACACACCAUGCGUGUGCAAGUGAGACAAACUGGAAGCCGGUUUGGAUUCAAACUCAAACAAGAGAUUGAGAAGACCAUUGGGAAGUUGAAUGUGGAAUAUGGACUGUUUCGAUCAAAGAGUUGUGAUGAGUCACAAUUCGGGCGGGUUCGGGUUCCUUUGAGGUUGUUUAUCUUCGGGAUUAAGCUGAAGAAGUCGUCAAUCUUCUCCUUCAUGCACCGGAGAAAAAGGUCACUUUAUCUUCGAUCUGGAAUGCCAAUCAUGCAGCUCACCUUGAUUUGGACACUUCCACAUCUUUCUUUGGUGUUUAUGAUUGCCAUGGAGCUGAAUUUGACAUCCAAUCUUUUGAGUGGAACCAUUCCCGACGAGAUCAGUCAGCUACCACGCUUGCAGCGACUGUUCUUAUCCCACAAUUCGUUGAGCGGACCAAUUCCAGCAGCAGUAGGACAGUUCCAACACCUUGGUCUUCUUGAUCUAUCGAACAACAAAUUUUCCAGUGAGAUCCCAAAAAGUCUAGGAAAUUUGGUCCAAAUAAACUCUAUGUUUCUCAAUAAUAAUCUUCUCUCGGGAUCAAUUCCUUCAAGUUUAGGACAGUGCAGAGAUCUCUACACGCUAGACUUGUCCUAUAACAAUUUAACUGGGAAUAUCCCUCUGGAAAUUUCGGGUUUACGCGAGAUGAGAAUAUUUAUCAAUCUUUCCCACAACCUUCUAGAAGGGGAUUUGCCAAUUGAACUCAGCAAAUUGGAAAAUGUUCAAGAAAUGGACCUCUCGUCGAAUAGGUUCACCGGUCGUGUCUUCCCACGGAUAUCAAGCUGCAUUGCCUUGAGUUUGUUAAAUAUAUCACACAAUCUUCUUGAAGGGGAGCUUCCGGAAUCCUUAGGUGAUCUCAAGAACCUUAAGGUCUUUGAUGUCUCCGGGAAUGGAUUAUCCGGUACAAUCCCAAAAAGCUUGAGUAAUAUCCACACUCUUACAUUUCUCAAUCUUUCCGUAAACCAAUUAUCUGGAACCAUCCCCUCCGGUGGCAUCUUCGAUUCUGUCACAUACUUAUCGUUUUUGUCAAACAGGAACCUUUGUGGGCCGAUUCUGGGCAUCCCCAAAUGCCACAAAAGCACAAAAAAACGGACUACUUUCUUGAUUAUAUUCGGCAUUGUUUCAUUACCAGUUGCCUUCUUGGCAGUCCGGUACUUAAAAGUGGUAAUAUUUGCUGGGAAGGCCGAACCAGAAACAGAACCACAACCGGAAUGGAUUGACUUCUUCCCCCGAAUAACAUACAAAGAGCUGUUUGAUGCCACUGGAGGAUUUGAUGAGCAGAGGAAACUAGGGUCGGGGAGCUCUGGGUGUGUUUACAGAGGAGUGCUUCCGGAUGGGACGUGUAUAGCAGUUAAAGUGCUACAGUUGCAGACAGGGAGUCCCGCAAAGAUUUUCAACAGAGAAUGCCAAGUUCUGAAGAGCAUUCGACACAGGAAUCUGAUAAGGAUCAUAACGACUUGUAGUCUACCCGAUUUCAAGGCCCUUGUUCUUCCUUUUAUGGCGAAUGGAAGUUUGGACAGUCUGCUUUAUCCGCACUCUGGGACUGGUUUGUCUACUUCAGGGUCUUCGGGCUUGACGUUGAUCCAGAGGGUGAAUAUUUGCAGCAACAUAGCGGAAGGGAUGGCUUAUUUGCACCACCACUCCCCAGUUAGAGUCAUACAUCGUGAUCUGAAUCCGAGCAAUGUUCUUCUCAAUGACAACAUGACAGCCUUGGUAUCUGAUUUUGGGAUUGCGAGGUUGGUUAUGACGGUUGGAGGAGGAAAUAAUUGUCAGUUUUAUGAGAAUGUGGAAAAGUCUAGUACAAAUAGGUUGUGUGGAUCCAUUGGGUAUAUUGCACCAGAGUAUGGAUUGGGAUCAGCCGCAAGCAUAAAGGGAGAUGUUUAUAGCUUUGGGAUCAUAGUUCUUGAGAUGGUGACCAGAAAGAGACCAACAGACGAUAUGUUCACCGAGGGGCUAAGCCUGCCCAGAUGGGUCAAGAACCAUUACAACGGACGGAUAGAGAGAGUAGUGGACUCGUCACUGGUGAAAGCAAUGAGGGAUCAGUCACCAGAAGAGAAGAAAAUGUGGGAAGUUGCAAUCGAAGAGCUAGCUGAGCUAGGUAUUCUUUGCACACUGGACUCACCCUCGACUAGGCCUACAAUGCUUGAUGCUGCCGAUGACUUGGCCCGCCUCAAACACCGCCUUAAAAGGUACCCUUCAGGGGAUACAACUGCAACAUCUGCCUCAUCAAAUGGCACCUUACGGUGAUGACUAUAAUAGAGGGGGCCUCGUGAUAGUCUUUUUGUUUGAAUUUUUUUUUCUUUUUAUUGCAUCAUGAACUUUCAGUGUGGGGUAGGAAACAUGGAUUCGAAUAUCAUGAGUAAGAAUGGAAAUACUAAUGCCUUUAAAUUGGUCCUCAUCCUAUGUUAGUUACCGUUAACCUAAUAUAAAUAUAUAAUAUGCUCUGGGAGACAAUUUUUUUUUAUCAUCAUGGCCUGUGAGGAAGACAUUAGUAGGAAGUUUUUUCUCACUUUAGGAGAGAGACUGAAUUUUGUGACUCGCGCUCAUGUCAUCAGCAAUUGCUGUUUUCCUAUUAACACUCCUACUUGACAGCGAAAUCUUAUACUUCUACAAGCUAAAACAGAUCAGGCAAAUCGUUUUGGGUGACCAUAACUUUUUAUCUCCGAGCCGGAAGAACAACUAAAAUAACUAAUGGGCAAACCCAGUGCAUGAGGCUCCCACUAUUUCGGGGUCUGGGGAAGGGUUGAUGUAUGCAGUCACAACCUUUAUUGGUUUGGCUUACUUUACAUAGUCGGGUCCAUGUGAGAAGCAAUACCUGUGAACCUUGUACUGCUAC